Molecule: messenger RNA, 702 nt
Organism: Zasmidium cellare ATCC 36951
Lineage: Eukaryota; Fungi; Ascomycota; Dothideomycetes; Mycosphaerellales; Mycosphaerellaceae
Exons: 1
Coding region: 1-702 (233 amino acids)
Source: RefSeq, a predicted model, not a curated record
AUGUACGCAAUUCACAAGCUUGAAAACCUGAAAGACACUGGAAUAAUCCGCAAGUUUGCUCAACUCAACGUGGAAGCAAUUCGGGCAAUCCAGGACCGACCCUUGCUGUACGCGCCCCAGUUCAUUCGAGGUCUGGAGUCCUGGAGGGAAGAAUUACAACGUAGCCGUCUGGCCUGCUGGAUCUGCGUCUACCCCAACGCAAAGAACGGAAGUGUCACGCUGGAGGAAGGCCAAUGGGUCGGUAUUCAUCGACUCCGUGGUCCACUGUCGCCCACGGAAUACAACUUCUUCAAAGAUGCAAGCUUGGAGACCACAGCCGAUGAACUGUGUACUCGCUGGAUCGCGGAGCGACUCUACAUCAAGCCCGACCAUCGCAAUGUGGAGUUGGGCAAUCUGAUCUAUUGCACAUCUAUGGAGUACCUCACCUCUCGGACGCAGUCCCUGCUCCAGCCAAAUCUAGCAACGAGCGCAGAAAAGCACGCCGACAUUCGGAUCUCGUUGACCGCGUACCAUGGGACUGCGUCGUUCGGCAUCCAUCGUGCGGGCACGCUUCGGGCCAUUCGAGAGGUGACUCGUGUCGAAGACCUCGACUACGAUGGACUUCUAGACCAGGUUCCCGCGGGUCUGCUGGGCACCGACGACUACACAAAACCUGUGGGGACCCUCUCUGAGAGCGUGCAGGAUAUCAUGAUUCGGGGUUGA